UUUGACCAUUAAUAUCUUUAAUUGUUAAUUAGAAAAAAUUAUAUUAUAAAAAUAGACAUUAUGAAGAAUGAAAUGAUAUAUUAUGCCGGAGUUGUUUUUUUUUUUUAUUUUUUUAUCUCUACUUUUUGUUUUGACCAUUUUUAUGUUGUUGUUUUUGCUUUAUUUAUUCCUUUUAUGAUAAAGAGAUUACCUCCUGCAUUCCUUGGCACCACCAACACUAUACAAUCCCCCGGUCCUGACGCCACUCCUCAGUCCUCACCGCAACCAAUUUAAAUUGUUGAAUUUCAACCCAAACUUCAACUUUCUCCAGAAAUUAGAAAUCAAACAAUGAGGUUGAUCAAAGUUGCAACUUGCAAUUUGAAUCAAUGGGCAAUGGAUUUCGAUUGCAAUUUGAAGAAUAUUAAGGAUUCAAUUUCUAGGGCUAAACAUGCUGGCGCUACUAUCCGAUUAGGUCCUGAGCUCGAAAUCACUGGUUAUGGCUGCGAAGAUCAUUUCUUAGAGCUCGAUACUGUCUCUCAUGCAUGGGAAUGUCUGAAAGAAAUCUUGCUCGAGGACUGGACAGAUGGCAUACUAUGUAGCUUCGGGAUGCCUGUUAUAAAUGGAUCGGCACGUUACAAUUGCCAAGUUCUUUGUAUGAAUAGAAAGAUCAUCAUGAUACGACCAAAGAUUUGGCUUGCCAAUGAUGGUAAUUACAGAGAGCUGCGUUGGUUCACUUCCUGGAAGCAUACAGACCAGAUGGUGGACUUUCAGCUACCUCGAGAUAUUGCGGAUGCCAUAUCGCAAACAACAGUGCCCUUUGGUUAUGGUUUCAUUAAGUUCUUGGACACAACUGUUGCUGCUGAAAUUUGUGAGGAGCUAUUUUGUCCAGAUCCACCACAUGCCCAGCUUGCACUAAAUGGUGUUGAAGUUUUUAUGAAUGCUAGUGGAAGUCACCAUCAACUAAGAAAGCUCAAAGUUCGUAUGGAUGCUUUUAUAGGUGCUACACAAGCUCGUGGAGGGCUUUACAUGUAUAGUAAUCAGCAGGGUUGUGAUGGUGGACGCUUAUAUUACGAUGGAUGUUCCUGUGUUGUUGUGAAUGGAGAUGUGGUUGCACAAGGCUCACAAUUUUCAUUGAAGGAUGUGGAAGUUGUCAUUGCUCACGUGGAUCUUGAUGCAAUUACUAGCCUACGACUUUCCUCAAGUAGUCUUCAGCAGCAGGCGAGCAAAAAAGUAGAUGUCCCAUUUGUUGUAGCUCCGUACAAGCUUUGCCAAUCAUUUCAUUUGGACGAACCUAUUUCAUGUCCACUUAAGACCAAAUUUUGUGAACACAAACCUGAGGAAGAAAUAGCUUUGGGACCUGCUUGCUGGCUAUGGGACUAUUUAAGAAGAAGUGGAGCUUCUGGUUUUUUGCUUCCACUUUCUGGAGGUGCUGAUAGCUCCUCUGUUGCUGCAAUUGUUGGCUGCAUGUGUCAGCUAGUUGUUAAAGAAAUACAUAAUGGUGAUGAACGAGUUAAAUCUGAUGCAAUAAGGAUUGGCCAGUAUCCUGAUGGCAAAUUUCCAACUGAUAGCAAAGAGUUUGCAAAACGCAUAUUUUACACCGUGUUCAUGGGAACGGAAAAUAGCUCUGAAACAACAAAAUCACGUGCCAAAGAACUUGCAGAUGAGAUUGGGUCAUGGCAUCUUGAUGUCUGCAUAGAUAGUGUAAUUUCAGCACUACUGACUUUGUUUAAGACACUAACAGGAAAACGCCCUCGCUAUAAGGUAGAUGGAGGAUCAAAUGCUGAGAACUUAGGGUUACAGAACAUUCAAGCUCGUAUCAGAAUGGUUUUGGCUUUCAUGUUGGCAUCGCUUAUGCCUUGGGUUCAUAGCAAAUCUGGGUUUUAUCUUGUCCUUGGUAGCUCCAAUGUCGAUGAGGCAUUGCGUGGUUACUUGACAAAGUAUGAUUGUAGCUCGGCCGACAUAAAUCCUAUUGGAAGUAUUAGUAAGACUGAUCUUCGAGCAUUCUUGCGGUGGGCUGCUGUCCAUCUUGGCUACUCUUCUUUGGCAGAUGUUGAAGCUGCUCCACCAACGGCUGAACUGGAGCCAAUACGCUCAGAUUACACACAGCUGGAUGAAGUGGAUAUGGGAAUGACAUAUGAAGACCUUUCAGUUUAUGGCCGAUUGCGUAAAAUUUAUCGUCGUGGUCCAGUAUCUAUGUUCACGGAUCUUUGCUUUAGAUGGGGUUCAGUAUUGACACCAUCAGAAAUUGCUGAGAAGGUGAAGUAUUUCUUCAAGUACUACUCCAUCAAUCGACACAAGAUGACUGUCCUUACGCCUUCCUACCAUGCAGAGAGCUAUUCACCAGAGGACAAUAGGUUUGAUCUGCGUCAAUUCUUGUACAACUCGAGAUGGCCAUUUCAAUUCCGCAAAAUUGAUGAGCUUGUUAAGAAGAUCAAUGGUGACAAAGUUCUAGCAAAAUCUGUUGACAAAGAUAAACCAGAACUUGUAUCAGAUCAGGUUGGUGGCAUGGGAGUUGCAGCCGUUGGAUCUGGAAACCCUAAUGUGGGAUUUUAGUUAAAAUUGCAUUAGCAGCGCAAGUUCCUACUGUAUUUUUAGCUUAGUUUAGUGAUGAUUCACAAUUUUCACCUCACCUUGUACAUAAUUAUUCAGUUACUUGCUGAAAAUUUAAAUACUUGUGAAAUAAUUACCAAAAAUACAGGGUAUUACAAAAUAUGCCAGUGACUUUUACAGCCUUCAUUAUACAGUCAUCA
Molecule: messenger RNA, 2729 nt
Organism: Chenopodium quinoa (quinoa)
Lineage: Eukaryota; Viridiplantae; Streptophyta; Magnoliopsida; Caryophyllales; Amaranthaceae
Product: glutamine-dependent NAD(+) synthetase-like
Exons: 13
Coding region: 328-2532 (734 amino acids)
Biological process (GO): NAD+ biosynthetic process
Cellular component (GO): cytoplasm
Molecular function (GO): glutaminase activity; NAD+ synthase (glutamine-hydrolyzing) activity; ATP binding
Source: RefSeq, a predicted model, not a curated record